Calliphora vicina (urban bluebottle blowfly) is the source of this 1125-nucleotide messenger RNA. It is a transcript of the gene Prp18, whose product is annotated as pre-mRNA processing factor 18. The record is from RefSeq and is a predicted model, not a curated record. Gene Ontology annotation, biological process: RNA splicing; generation of catalytic spliceosome for second transesterification step. Gene Ontology annotation, cellular component: U5 snRNP; U2-type post-spliceosomal complex; U4/U6 x U5 tri-snRNP complex. The transcript has a single exon. Bases 50 to 1075 code for a protein of 341 amino acids. NCBI's taxonomy places the organism in Eukaryota, Metazoa, Arthropoda, Insecta, Diptera, Calliphoridae.
UUUGGGAAAACAAUUUUUUUUCUUACUUUUAUCUCAAUAAAACAAUAUUAUGGAUAUUUUAAAGGCAGAAAUAGCUAGGAAACGUAAACUCCUAGAAGACAAACAACUUGUGGAUGACAAAAAGAGGUAUUUCAAAAGGGGAGAAUUAAUUGCCAAAAGCACCGAAGAGAUUUUACAGAAGCAGGGCUACAAAAUACAGGAAAGUAAUGUGUCCGAUAAAAAUACCAACGAUGGGGACUAUAAUUUCACCAAUGAUGGACAAAAUAUCUUACCACGAGCAGAAGUCAUACGCAGAUUAAGAGAACGAGGAGAGCCCAUAUUGCUUUUUGGUGAAACAGAACCCGAAGCAUUUCAACGCCUGAGACAAUGUGAGAUCUCUCAACCCGAGGCAAACAGAGGAUUCCGCAAUGAUUUCCAAGAAGCUUUAGAACAAGUAGAUCAGGCCUACUUACAAGAAAUGUUUGCCAACGCACCAACCUCAAAAGAUGAAAAGAAAAACGAGUUUACAGAACUUGACGAGAGUGUAGAUUGGGAAGGAAUUAAAGCCAUGUCCUUGAAAAUGGGUCGUAAUAAUAAAGAGUAUGACAUGGAUGUCAUAAUGACCCUACUGACAUAUAUACUUAAAUUGUGGAGUGACCAAAUUUCCGGUUAUUCCAAACAGGAGAAAAUGUCUACAAAAACUAAAAUGGCCCGCGUUAUCUAUACACAAACCAAAGAAUAUGUGAAACCACUGUUUCGUAAAUUGAAAAACAGAUCACUGCCAGAUGAUAUUCUAGAAAGUUUGAGCGAUAUUUGUAAACAUUUGCUAAAUCGAAAUUAUAUACACGCCAGUGAUGCCUAUCUGGAGAUGGCCAUCGGUAAUGCUCCCUGGCCUAUUGGUGUAACUAUGGUUGGUAUCCAUGCUCGUACCGGCAGAGAAAAGAUUUUCUCGAAAAAUGUGGCCCACGUAAUGAAUGACGAAACUCAACGCAAAUACAUACAAGGAUUAAAACGUUUGAUGACAAAAUGCCAAGAAUACUUUCCUACAGAUCCCUCAAAAUGCGUGGAAUAUGUUAGUAAAAAAGAUCGUGAAUAAAUAAAAAUACUACUAUGUAAUAAAAUAAUAAAAAAAAAUAUUUUUAGUUA